AUGAAGGGUGAUAUCGUCGACUACGACAGAGGAAGAAGAUCAGAUGCAGUAGACUAUGCCCAUAAGUUACAAAUAUGGCACGGUUCAAUGGGGAUGUUGAAAUACAGCUGUUAUGGCGCUAUAUUGAUGUAUCUCGCUAAUCUGCGUUUCCCAUGGGUGCAGAGGCAGACUCUAGCUGGUAAAGCAUUUGUAGUUAGUUCGUUCGGUAUUUUUGGCCUCGUAGUCUCGGCGGAUACACACUUGCUAUCACAUGAAAGACAGCAGGGAUCAGUCGAGAAUGAAGUCAGACGGCGGGCGUUGGAAGAUCUCAGUGCAAAUCAUGGCAUCGUCGCAAGCGAGGGUCAGAUCCGACGCUGGGUAAUGGAGAAGAAAGCUGAAGCUGCACAAGAGAGAGAAAAAAACCUAAAGAAAGAAUGA
Messenger RNA from Wallemia mellicola CBS 633.66, 417 nucleotides. RefSeq lists its product as hypothetical. The transcript has 2 exons. Lineage: Eukaryota; Fungi; Basidiomycota; Wallemiomycetes; Wallemiales; Wallemiaceae. The record is from RefSeq and is a predicted model, not a curated record. Bases 1 to 417 code for a protein of 138 amino acids.